UUAAAUAAGCUUACCCUCUCUCUCUCUCUCUCUCCAACUGCUUCUUUCUCCUCCUUCCAAUGGCAGCUACAGAAGCAAAAGCAAAGACAGAAGCUAAAGAAGUACCCAAAGUAGUGGUAGCGGAAAACCCAGAACCUCUCGCAUACAAGACAUGGGUCUUGAAAGUCUCCAUCCACUGCGAAGGCUGCAAAAGAAAAGUAAAAAAGAUUCUAACAAACAUUGAAGGCGUUUAUAAGACAGACAUUGAUUUGAAGCAACAGAAAGUCACUGUAACAGGGAAUGUGGACUCAGAGACUUUGAUCAAGAAACUGGUAAAGACAGGGAAACAUGCAGAGCUAUGGCCUGAGAAAGCUAGCUCAAAAGAGAAAAAGCAAGGCAAAUCGAAGAACAAAGAGAAACAAAGCGAGCAAGAAAGCUCUGAAGAAAGCAACCGUGUCGAUGACAAGGAAAAAGAGACGGUGAAAGCUGACGUUCAAGGCCACGAUCCUGCUAAAAAUGGUGAAGGUGGUGAGGGUUGUAACGUCAAAGUCGGUGAAGGGGGUGCUGCGACUGGUAAAAACGGCGGACAAACGACCAAGCCAAAGCAUGAAGUGAAGCAAACUGUGACCGUACCGGCCGGUAUCCAGUCUCCGGUGGCUGAGAAGAAGGGUGGUGAUGGUGAGGUUAAUGGGGGUGAUCAGAAAAGUGGUGGUGGCAGUGGUGGUAAAAAGAAGAAAAAGAAGGGGCAAAAAGCGAAUAACAACAGCAGCAACACCAUUGAUGAGGCCGAACAUUCUGGUGAUGCACCGCAAACUCAAAGCACUGGAUCAGCAAAUCAUGGUCAAGGUCCAAUGCCAAUUCCAGCUGCAGCCAAUGACAGCCCUCCACUUCAGCAGCAUGUGUACCAUCAAUACCCCCCAGCCAAUUACAUCCCACAACGUCAGCAGUUAUACCAUCAAUACCCACCACAUUACCAUGCACAUUCAGUUACGAGCUACAAUGUUGCAUACCCUAGCAGCGCAUCAUACUAUACCUCACAACCACCGUAUUCAUACGCGUACAUGCACCCGGGUCCGGGGCUUGAGACCGAUACGGAACGGGACCGUCCACCGGCCGACUACGACGGGUAUUCGUCACACCCAACGACGGAUUCGUUUGAGUUAUUUAGUGAUGAAAACCCAAAUGGGUGCACAAUCCUGUGACAUAUAUAUAUUGUGCUCAAUGGAUGAUAUUGGAAAUCUAGGGCAUAGACAGCUUAUACCACUCGUAUAAGCGAAUGGGCGAUAUAAUUUUUGUAAUGUAUGUAGAUAUAUGAAAAGAGAAGUGGUAGUUUGAGACAUCUAGAUGUGGGGGGGGGGGGGGGGGGGGGGGGGGGGGGGGGGGGGGGGGGGGGGGGCGGAAAUAAACGUUGUUUGUUUCAG
Juglans microcarpa x Juglans regia is the source of this 1400-nucleotide messenger RNA. Its product is annotated as heavy metal-associated isoprenylated plant protein 35-like. Gene Ontology annotation, molecular function: metal ion binding. The transcript is spliced from 3 exons. The coding region runs from base 60 to 1181 and encodes 373 amino acids. The record is from RefSeq and is a predicted model, not a curated record. NCBI's taxonomy places the organism in Eukaryota, Viridiplantae, Streptophyta, Magnoliopsida, Fagales, Juglandaceae.